Nanorana parkeri is the source of this 405-nucleotide messenger RNA. Its product is annotated as cystatin-2-like. The transcript is spliced from 3 exons. The record is from RefSeq and is a predicted model, not a curated record. Gene Ontology annotation, molecular function: cysteine-type endopeptidase inhibitor activity. NCBI's taxonomy places the organism in Eukaryota, Metazoa, Chordata, Amphibia, Anura, Dicroglossidae. The coding region runs from base 1 to 405 and encodes 134 amino acids.
AUGGCCGGUCGUGUCGCCCUUAGCACAGGCUUGCUGUGCGCUCUCCUCUCCUUCAGCUGUGCUCAGCUACUAGGCGGGUGGGAAACUGCCAACAAAAACAGCAAGAUGGUGAAAGAAAUAGCGGCGUUCAGCGUCUCUCAGUACAACCUGCAAAGUAACGAGCGGUUCCUCAGCAAAAUCAUCUCCGUCCUGGACGCAAAGCAACAGGUGGUUGCUGGGAUGAACUAUGAACUGACCAUAUUAUUGGGAAAUACAGCAUGCAAAAAGGGGAAAAACUACAUGAAUAAACCUUGUCCACUGCUAACAGGCUCAAAGCUUAAGAAAGUUAAGUGCAUUUUCACAGUGUAUGAUAUCCCCUGGGAAAAUGAAAGGACACUUGAAGGAAAGCAGUGUGCACCUAUAUAA